AUGUCUUUGAUACAUUCCAACUUUGCCUUUUUGAAUAAACCUUGGUGGAGACCAGGUUAUGAUGACCGCGCUCCUCAUUAUUUUAUCUCAAAUAUCGAACGCCUCCAACAAGCCAUAUCAACAUCUAUUAAUAACGAGGAUGAACUUUUUUGGAGAGGUUUUAUGGAACUUCAUCGAGAACGUUAUUUGAUCGAAUGCAUUUCAGCGGAAGGCGAUAAUAACUUUUCCAAGAAUAAUUUUUGGACCUAUAUUACGCUUGCUAAAAAAGUACAAAAUUUUCACAAUGCCAUUAACGACAUUUUUCCGUACAUCUUCUUUCCAAACCUUCCAAUGGAUUGCUUUACGCCUUUGCUCGCACAGCAUUUGCAUCAACAGAUUGGCAAUGGAGAACAGAAUAGAAGAGCUAUUCCAGUAAUGUCGAGAAAAAUUUGGGAAAAAGGAAUUGGUGUUAGAUGA
Messenger RNA from Funneliformis geosporum, 456 nucleotides. The record is from the annotation of a GenBank genome assembly. Lineage: Eukaryota; Fungi; Glomeromycota; Glomeromycetes; Glomerales; Glomeraceae.